AUGAAGAUUCCAGAGGAAACACAUAGAAAUGUGGAAAGGAGUUUGAAGAGAGAGAGAGUUCUCGGGAAAAAAUUAUGCUUUAGAAAUACCAUCAUAGCAUCUGACUCGAAGCUUCAACUCCUGAAUACAAUUUAUCGACCUCUUGCUAGCAUCUGCUGCAUUCUUCUUGACAUAAUAAGAAUUGAGGAGCUCCUUAAUCUUGAUAAGAUGAGUUAUUCCAACUGGCUGCAGCUUGAAAUUAUCACUGUGCAAUUCAAUCUUCAGCUCCCCAGCGUCAAAAUUUUAAUCAUGCCCCUUUGGAUUGUUAAUUCCUGGAUUGGUUUGGUAUUGGUUAAUGAUGCAAUAUUUCUGUGUUAUGCAGGGCGGUUCAUGUGGGAAUUUUCUAUUUUGAAUCAAGAGGGGCUGUUAGGAUGUGAUGCCACUGGCUUUCUUGUUGAUUGUAGGGCUGCAAUAAUCAGCUUUUGA
Vicia faba (fava bean) is the source of this 465-nucleotide messenger RNA. The record is from the annotation of a GenBank genome assembly. NCBI's taxonomy places the organism in Eukaryota, Viridiplantae, Streptophyta, Magnoliopsida, Fabales, Fabaceae.